AUAAACUAAAAAUUUUGUUGGAAUGGUGGACCAUACGCAUUUAUUUAGGAUAAGCAGUACAGAAGUAUCCUACAUAUAUAUAUAUAUAGUUGGUUUUGAGUGAUCAAUAAUUGUUAAUUAAAGUAUUAGAAAUUUAAAAGAAAAGGUAAGAAAAUGGAAGAAAGCAAUGAAGUUGAUUAUUAUAAGCCUCAUCAUCACUUCGUUCUGGUUCACGGGGCGUGCCAUGGGGCAUGGAGCUGGUACAAGCUGAAGCCGCUGCUGAAGGCGGCCGGCCACCGCGUUACGGCACUUGAUCUGGCGGCUUCAGGCAUCAACAUGAAGAGUAUUAAAGAUGUUCACUCAAUGUUGGACUAUUCUCAGCCACUUUUGGACCUAAUGGCUUCUCUUGAUCCGGAAGAAAAGGUCGUCCUAGUCGGCCAUAGCCUUGGAGGACUCAAUAUAGCCAUGGCUAUGGAGAAUUUCCCUCACAAAAUUUCAGUUGCCGUUUUCUUAACGGCGUUUAUGCCUGACACCGUUAAUCAACCAUCCUAUGUUCUAGAUCAGUAUUGUGAAAGGAGUCCACCAAGUGGAUGGCUAGACACAGAGUUUGGGCCAAUUGAAACCCCAAAAGGACCACUCACAUCAAUGUUUUUUGGUCCAGACUUCAUUUCUACCAAACUCUAUCAACUAACCCCAAAGGAGGAUCUUGAGUUGGCUAUGAGUUUGACAAGGCCAGGGUCACUGUUCAUUGAAGACUUGUGCAAAGCAAAGAAAUUAUCUGAAAAUUCAUAUGGGUCAGUUCCUAUAGUUUUUGUCAUUUGUGACCAAGACUUGGGAAUACCACUAGAAUUUCAGAAAUGGAUGAUCCAAAACGGUGGCGUUUCGGACGUUGUGGAGAUUCAAGGAGCGGAUCACAUGCCAAUGUUUUCCAAGCCUAAACAAACUUGUGAUGUUUUGGUGAACAUUGCAUCUAAAUUUGCUUAAUAUUACAGUUAUUAAAAAUGAGCUUGUUUUAAUCAUCACUUCUUUUUCUGUUUUUCUUAAAUUCUACCAAUAAAUUUUAAGUACAAUACAUAUGUAUACUUUGGAGAUGAAAAGUGAUUAUUGUUAAAAUUUUAUAUUUUAUAA
Cannabis sativa is the source of this 1107-nucleotide messenger RNA. RefSeq names its product salicylic acid-binding protein 2. The record is from RefSeq and is a predicted model, not a curated record. Bases 154 to 963 code for a protein of 269 amino acids. Lineage: Eukaryota; Viridiplantae; Streptophyta; Magnoliopsida; Rosales; Cannabaceae. Gene Ontology annotation, biological process: salicylic acid metabolic process; jasmonic acid metabolic process. Gene Ontology annotation, molecular function: methyl salicylate esterase activity; methyl indole-3-acetate esterase activity; methyl jasmonate esterase activity. The transcript is spliced from 3 exons.